UCCCCUACCGGUUGCUGCAGGAGCGACAUCUUGCUCGGCAGGAAAGCGCUGGGAGAGCGGGAGGAUCCGGGCUGCUGCGCCACUCGCGCCGAGGACCCGCCGGAGCCGCGGGGCUGGAGGUACAAGAAAGAGGCGACCGCGCGGCGCGGAAGGGCGGGCAUUCGGGGCCGACGUGCGGCACCAUGUCCCCGGGGAGCGGGGUGAAGAGCGAGUACAUGAAGCGCUACCAGGAGCCGCGCUGGGACGAGUACGGGCCGUGCUACCGUGCGCUGCGCCACUACUGUCUGGGUCGCCGGCUGCUGGAGCAGGCGCACGCGCCUUGGCUCUGGGACGACUGGGGCCAGGCCGGCGCCUCGGACGACUCGGCGUCUUCGGCGUCGUCGGGCACCGGGGCCCCCGCGCCCCAGUGCGCCCCGGCCUCGCCGCCGCCGCCGCCCGCGGAGCCUGAGGCGCGCGUAGGGCCGGAGGAGCGGGGCGUGGAGGCCGCGGGGGACGCGGAGACCAGGGACGCCGUGGACGCAGAGGACGCGGCGCUGCCAGCACUGCCAGUGAAAGAUGUAAAAGAGAAACCUGAACGACAGAUCAGGAUGAGAGACCCUGAAAAAUCAGCCAGCAGUACUGACCCUCAGCAACCACCAAGUGCCUUAGCUGCCCGAGGAAGCAGGAAAACCAAGAGUCCUCAGAGGUCAUCCACUAGAAUAAAAGAACACAGGCACCCGUUUGCCCUCUAUGGGUGGGGAGAGAAACAGACGGAUACAGGAAGCCAGAAAACUCACAAUGUCUGUGCUUCUGCACCCAUGCGUGAGAUCCAUGAAUCAGCAUUGCGAGCCAAGAGCAGAAGGCAGGUGGAGAAGAGGAGGCUGGCGGCUCAGAGGCAGCGGGCUCACUCUGCUGAUGUGGAGAAAAAUAGGCGGGUCAAGCCUGCCUCCUCAGAGAACCCAUGGAUGACAGAGUAUAUGAGAUGCUACUCUGCCAGAGCUUGAGGGAAGGAACAGUUGCUUGGACAACCUCUUUUUAAAAGUGUAAAUGAAAGAAAAGAACAAGACAAAAACUAUCAAAAGCAAUUGGACACAGGUGUAAGAAACCAACUGAUUAUGCAAGAUUUUUCUUGGGGAAUUUCCGAAAGAUUGCCUCUUUUGAUGAAUCCUGGUCACCUACCUCAGCAGUAGGGUGACAACUGAAGCCAUAGAAAUUUGGUUAUUUAUGAGGAGAAUUCCCUAAAUCUUUGAUAUUCUUAUAAGGGUUUUGUUUUAAAGCAUCUUAAUCUUUUAAGAUACUGACACCAAAUGCCUUUAAAUGGCUGACAGAUGCUUAACUUCAGUAUCUAUGCUCAGUUUAGGUGAAGCCUGUUUUCCUCCUGUUCUGAACAGCUUCUCAGAUUCCAUAGCUGGUAAGGUCACGCCAGCUUGCCACAGAAGAUUCCUUUUCCUUAUGUGUAGUUUGCUUUGAACAUCAAGUUAAAAGUGAGUUUCAACACUACUUUUGAUUCCAUGUAUAGUGAAAGUAUUGUAGAACAUUGGUAGUUCCUAAGCAAUUAAAUGUUUUUUGCGUUUCAGUUCAAGUACCACUUCAUGUGGACUGUGAUAGUUAAGAACUAUCCGGGCUGGAUGAGGGUCAUCUUUUCUCUUUAAAUUGUCAUCUAGGCACUUAUUAAUAGUUUAGUUCAAGUGCAUUCCAGUAAAUGAAGUGUUUAGAAGUAGUACUGAAGUUUCUUUUGAGUCAAAGACUCACUUUUUAAUUGAGAUUUUUUAAGGACACUUGAUGGGGUACCAGUCACUUGCUGCAGUCUCGCCUUUUGGCAGUCACCCACUGUGGACUUUUGCCUCUUCUAGAAGAGUUUAGCAAUGAUACUUACAAUUUAAAAUCUGAAAUUUUACUUAGUAAAUUGAGAUUGUCUUGCUUACUGGGGGUGGGGGACAGAUUUUAAGCUACCUAUUAGAGAUGUGGAUCACCCCUACUUUUCUCCUCCAUGGAACUUACCAAUAACAAAGCCUUGAUGAUGUACAUUGUUCAGACGUUUGGUUGAAAUACAUUCCUCACAGGUUCCUAGCUGAUAGGUUUUGUGUAGAAGCUAAUGUGAGGGGAUGUUGCUGUGUGUAUGGGCAUAGAUGUGAGCAUUUCAAUGAAGUGUUUCCUUCCCUCCAGUACAUUUGCUUUUGGGGUAGAAAGUGGUUUUGAGAAACAUUUUUUCCAUUCAGCAGAGACAGGAAUCUACAGUAAGGAUGAAUGCUAAAUUCCUGAUAAGAGAGAAAAAAGUUCUUUGCCAGCUUACCAUGUAGAGAUGUGUGAAUGAAAAUUUGGUGUUUGAUGUGCAUUUGAGCAUUUCCUUGAUAUUUUUACUCUGGGUCUUUGAAGUAUUAUGGUUGAUUUCUACAAAAAUGUUUCAUUCCAUGUAAAAUCUUCACACAGUAUCAUCUUACACAAUCAUAUUAAGCUUUGCAAAUUCGUAUUGAAGAAUCAUGAGCUUUUAAAAACAACUUAAAAUAUCUGCGUUAUUUUGAGGUGAAUAUAUAGAGAGCUCUCCUAGUCACUACGAUGUAUGUUUAGUAAGAGAAAGGUCUAUGUGUUGUCCAAAAUGUCCUUGCUAGGGAUUCUGGUGAAUCUUGCUGUUAUUAUAAUCCUUAAACACUCCAGGUAUCUAAAGAUGAAAUUUCUGUGGUAAUGUGGUGGCAACUGCCUUUAAGACCACUUCCGGCAUGUAUAGUUUCAAACACCAGCUCCAGUGUUCUGUUCCCGUUGUAGCUGACAGUCUUAGGAAGAGGCUGUGGGGAGUAGCUCAGGUCUACACUGAUGGACUGCCUUAGAAACCCGACCCCUCAAGACCCUGAGCAAGCCAGACUCUCUCCUUUAAAACACAGACUUGUAUUUAAUAUGGUUAAUUACUACUGCAAACUCCACAUGCAGAUCUGGAAGAACCUAGAGGGUGAUAUUGGCCAGUAUUUACCCCCCUUUUAAGUAGAAGACCAAUGAACAAGAUUUUUUAAAGUUUUUUAAUGUGCAUGAACAAUGAAUGAGUCAAUAUGAAGUAACUGGGAGUCCCCUUCCUGUGUCCAAGCCAUUGGUUGGUUAGGGUUUCAUUUUGUUCUUUCUCUUUAGGGGUAAAGAUGAUCUUUUGAACCUACAAAAAUUUUUAAGUUGUAACAACUUGAUGUCCUACUUUUUCCUUCUCACUAAUGUCAUUGUGAUCAUGUUCUUAUUCCUUAAGACAGCUUAUGAAACAGCGAGGUAAUUUAAAAUUGCCUAUCAUGUUGAAAAAUUUGAAACUGAGAAUCCAGUGAUAUUUAAAUUAUAGAUUGAAAUAACUGCUGCAUAAGAGUCUCCUUUUAAAAUUUUAGUUUUUAAGUUCUUAAUUAAAACAACUUGUAACAUGUUUUCUGUGUUUACUAAAAGCAAUAAUAAAAUAUUAAGUAACACCUGAAUACUUUUGCUGGACUGAGGUGAAUAAGAAUAGGAAUCUGUCCUUUUUCUUCCUUUUAAAACCUAGAAGACUGCUCUAUUUAUGAGGUGUCAAAUGCUUGUACUCUCCCAUUGCCAGAAAAUUCCCAAGUACCUAUAUACAUUUCUUUUAAAGUCUACUAAAAGUAAAAUAGGGUAUAGUUUAUCUGAAUUGCUUGUAAUGUAGUAAGCACACACUUGUGGUGCUUCUUAUGAAAUAGCUUUGUCAUUGAUUCAUCAGAUGUAGAUUACUAGUAAUUUGAAAGCUUUAAGCACUUUGAUGAGAAAGUACUGACAUUUCCGCUGAUAAAGUUUACGUCCAGCACAGCCUCAGCACUGAAAAGCCACCUUUCUGUUGUCCAUUUUAGCUGGCUGAGUUUGCAUGACCCAGCUAAAAUGCACAACAGAAAGGUGGCUUUUGAGUGCUGAGGCUGUGCUAGACGUAAACUUUAUCAGCGGAAAUGUUAGUACUUGCUCAUCAAAGUGUUCAAAUGUAUUGCUGGCAAAGAGGAAGAGGGGCCAAGCAUAUGUUAAAAGUGAAAACAACUGUCUUGUUGACUACUUCAGUGAAAAAUAGCUCAGUGGGCACUUUUACGUUUCACUGGACUAGAUAAAAAAAUGGUGCUAAUAUUUAUACAGUCUGAUUCUGUAGUUGGUUUGGGAUCAAAUUGCCAAUGCCUGACUCAUGGGUCCUUACCAUAGUCUUAUAAUCAGUUAAAUAGUAUUUAAAAAGUGGUCCUAAAAGUGUAACCAUGUAUAAUAUUUGAAAUGGAUUUUGUACAAUAGGCUGUAUAGGGAGCUGUCCACUCUGUUUACUUAGUACCAGAUUCUGUGAGAGGAGCCACGUCCAGGGUUGAGGCCCAGGUUUCCUCCCAGCCUGCUGGUGUGAGAGGAGCAAGCUGCUCCUUUAUUAUUUAUUUCCAUUUUGAAAGUCAGGACACCUGAGUGAAGACACUGGAGGCCUCUUUUUGGAUUUCUUUACAAUUAGCAGAACUGUUUUCCAGAGCUGUGUGCCUGUGUUGUUGUUGUAUGUGUAUUUUGAGCACUGCACUCACUUUAACAUUCUGAAGGCACUAAGGCCGCGCACCUGCGGUCACAGAGCUCAGGCGGUGGGCAUUCGGGGCUGUGUUUUCUAAGAACUGUGUGUUGCUUUUAGCUUGUAUUUAAUAUUGUAGUUACUUGGAAAAAUGUGAAUAAAGUUCAUUAAUACUA
Molecule: messenger RNA, 4647 nt
Organism: Bubalus bubalis (water buffalo)
Lineage: Eukaryota; Metazoa; Chordata; Mammalia; Artiodactyla; Bovidae
Gene: CCSAP
Product: centriole, cilia and spindle associated protein
Exons: 4
Coding region: 183-983 (266 amino acids)
Biological process (GO): regulation of mitotic spindle assembly
Cellular component (GO): centriole; ciliary basal body; axoneme
Molecular function (GO): microtubule binding
Source: RefSeq, a predicted model, not a curated record